Messenger RNA from Onthophagus taurus, 780 nucleotides. RefSeq names its product prenylated Rab acceptor protein 1. Gene Ontology annotation, cellular component: Golgi apparatus. Lineage: Eukaryota; Metazoa; Arthropoda; Insecta; Coleoptera; Scarabaeidae. The record is from RefSeq and is a predicted model, not a curated record.
UUUUAUUUUUUAUUAUACGUCAAAAUUUAACCUCAAAAUCGUAAACGUCACCAAAAACUAAAUUCAUCAGAAAAAGUAAUAAUCUCAAUUAUUUUUUAAAUAAUUCAUUUUUCAAAAUGGGAGAAGUCGCCGUGGAAGUUUCGGGUGAUAUGGAGGCCCCCCAAAUCACUCAAACUAAAUCGAAAUUUAGUUUUAUGCAAUUUCCCACUCAAAUUCCCGACCCAAAAGAUUGGAUUAAACAGCAACAACAAAACGUACGACCGUGGUUAAUUUUCGUGCAAACCUCGAAUUUUAAAGCACCCCCAUCGAUUCCCCGUUUAAGCCGAAGGAUUAUGAGAAACAUCGAAUAUUUUCAAAGCAAUUAUUUAUUCGUUUUCCUUGGAUUGGUGGCUUACUGCUUGAUAACGUCCCCUUUGGUGCUUUUCGCAAUUUUGGGAACUUUUUACGCCGGGUACAAAUUAUCACAACGGCACAAAGAAAAAAAAUUCGUCCUAUUUGGGAAAGAAUUAACCCUCGCACAACAAUAUGGAAUCGUUUGUGCGUGCUCGAUGCCCGUUUAUUAUUUAGUAGGGGCCCACGCGGCGAUGUUUUGGGUUUUAGGGGCUUCGUUCUUUUUUGUUACGUUACAUGCGGCUUUUUACAACAUUGAUGCUUUGGUUACUGAGGAAGAUACUUAUUUAAUUACGCAAGAUGUUUAAAAAAUUAAGAUUAUGUGUAAAUAAAUAAAUUAAUAAAAAAAGAUAGGUUAUGUUAUGUCCUAACCUAUAAAUGUCAAAAAUA